Molecule: messenger RNA, 2759 nt
Organism: Alosa alosa (allis shad)
Lineage: Eukaryota; Metazoa; Chordata; Actinopteri; Clupeiformes; Clupeidae
Gene: lck
Product: LCK proto-oncogene, Src family tyrosine kinase
Exons: 13
Coding region: 205-1713 (502 amino acids)
Biological process (GO): cell surface receptor protein tyrosine kinase signaling pathway; T cell differentiation; innate immune response
Cellular component (GO): extrinsic component of cytoplasmic side of plasma membrane
Molecular function (GO): non-membrane spanning protein tyrosine kinase activity; ATP binding; signaling receptor binding
Source: RefSeq, a predicted model, not a curated record
GUGGCACAUGCAUGUAAGAACCGAGUUUGACGUUCUUGAGAUAGAUUACGAACAAAUUCCGAAAUUUCAUCUGGUCUGUUUGUAAAAGCCCCGUGUAUGCUUCUGUAAAGGAUAUGGACAUGGAGAGCCAAACCAGGGCCUCUUAUCAGUAAAUGCAAGGAACGUUAACUCUGAAAAAGCGCUGGGCAAACUUAACAAGAGACCAUGGGGUGCAGCUGCAGCUCUGACUAUGAUGAGGACUGGCAGGAGCACCUGGAUGAGAAGUGUGAUCAGUGCAAUUGCCCUAUCCCUCCUGACUCUCUCAAUCCGUACAAAGAUGACCACAGUGGCUACCCUACCCAGUACGAUCCACCAACCUCUCCUCUAGACAAUCUGGUUGUGGCGCUGCACAACUAUGAGCCCAGCCACAGCGACGACCUGGGCUUCGAGAAGGGGGAGAAGCUGAAAAUCAUCGACAGAGAGGACCCUGAAUGGUACAUGGCAGAGUCAUUGACCACAGGAGAAAGGGGUUACAUCCCAUACAACUUUGUGGCCAAGUUUAACACAAUUGAGACUGAGCCCUGGUUCUUCAAGAACCUGUCUCGAAAUGAUGCCAACAGGCAGCUCCUGGCUCCGGGGAACACACAAGGCUCGUUCCUUAUCCGUGAGAGUGAGACGACCCCAGGUAGUUUCUCUCUGUCUGUGAGGGACAUGGAUCAGACCUCAGGAGACGUGGUCAAGCACUACAGGAUCCGUAACAUCGAUAGUGGCGGCUACUACAUCACCACCAAGAUCUCGUUCGCGUCUCUGUCAGAGCUGGUGAAGCAUUACACACGAGAUGCUGACGGCCUUUGCACUCGCCUGGUGAAGCCCAGUCAGACGCGUAUGCCUCAGAGGCCCUGGUGGCAGGAUGAGUGGGAGGUCCCGCGAGAGUCCCUCAAGCUGGAGCGUCGGCUGGGGGCCGGCCAGUUUGGAGAAGUGUGGAUGGGUGUGUACAACAACAACAGAAAGGUUGCUAUCAAGUGUCUGAAGGCAGGGACCAUGUCCAUCAAUGCAUUCCUGGCAGAGGCCAACCUCAUGAAGGCUCUGCAGCAUGCACGCCUGGUGCGCCUCUUCGCCGUGGUAACGGCGGAACCCAUUUACAUCAUCACAGAGUACAUGGAGAACGGCAGUUUGGUGGAUUUUCUAAAGACUUCAGAAGGCAUGAAACUUAGCAUGAACACACUCAUUGACAUGGGCUCACAGAUCGCAGAAGGCAUGUCUUACAUUGAAUGUAAAAAUUACAUCCACCGAGAUCUGCGAGCAGCAAACAUCCUUGUGUCACUCGAUCUCGUCUGCAAGAUUGCUGACUUUGGCCUGGCUCGACUCAUAGAGGACAAUGAGUACACAGCAAGAGAUGGUGCUAAAUUCCCCAUCAAAUGGACUGCCCCAGAGGCAAUAAACUAUGGAACCUUCUCCAUCAAGUCAGACGUCUGGUCUUUUGGGGUCCUGCUAACUGAAAUUGUGACAUACGGACGAAUCCCUUACCCAGGAAUGACUAACCCAGAGGUGAUCCAGAACCUGGAGCGUGGUUACAGGAUGCCCCAGCCAGAAAACUGUCCGGACGGUCUCUACGGCAUUAUGCAGCACUGCUGGACCGAGGUCCCCGAGGACAGGCCCACUUUUGAGUACCUGAAGUGUGUACUGGAGGACUUCGCCACAUCCACUGAAAGGCAGUACCAGGAAGGCCUGUAACAGCAUGCUGUUUUAGUGAACAGUUCAGUGUCCAGAUGUGCUGCCAUGCAAAAGGAUUAGGCCUUCUAUACUCAGGGUCCUGGAUUGAAAUGGGUGACUGACUUCUCAUAAAAAAGGCCAAAAAAGAAAUUACUGUCUGCUUUUUUUGUGUGCCAGUUUAUGAUUCAAAGCUCUUUCAAGCAGUUAUACAUGUAUAACAAAAUAUUUAGACUUUUUUUCUUGUAUGGAUGAUGCCGUAGGUGGAAUCAAGAGGAUAUAGUUAAUUAUGGUGUAUUAAGCAGUAAUGUGUCUGUUCCUUCGUAAAUACGCAUAUUUAUCUUUCCACACCCACCAAACCAACCAAGCUCCCAAUGGAAUUAAUCUGAGACAGAGGUGGAGAGACGUAAUUAUACAGAUAGCUGAUGAACGUGAUUUAAGGGAUUUUAGAUUUAGCCAGUGUUGGUUGUUAAGUUAAGGUGCAUUAUCUUUGUGUCUUUGUGUGUGUGUGUGUGUGUGUGUGUGUGUGUGUGUGUGUAUGUGUGUGUGAGAGGGAGAGAGAGAGAGAAUGGAGACUCAGCUGGAAAUUUCUAAAGCACCAAAUUAUUGGAAAGUAUAUGUGUUUUUGUCUGUUUAUCUAUGUACAUAUUUAGCCAUCUACUUAGAGUGGAAUAAUAGGUGCAUGUCAGUAUAUUUGUAAUGUAGGUAUAAAUGUAGGUAUCUGGUUGUUUCUUUCCUUGUAUGGUCUUUAUUUUGUCUGGACAUCCUCUGUGUCUGAACAUGUUAUGGUAGACAAGCUUAAACAACGACAGUCCUUUAAGUAUUGUUAUUGCAGUGUUAGAAAGUUACUUUCUAACACUGAACACAACUUAUACCAGGGAAUACACAAUAGCUGAUUGCUCUAUUUGGAAUACCCUGUCUUUCAUUAUUUACAUAUUGUCUUUAAUGUGUCAGUUUUUGCAUGAUUUAGUGAUUUGUGCUUUCCAGUUAGUUAGUUAUUGAAGCAAUUAAGUAUUCUCUUGUUAUGACAAUCGUUCUUAUGUUGAACUUUAAUAAAUUCCUUAUACAAA